Anopheles funestus (African malaria mosquito) is the source of this 1307-nucleotide messenger RNA. RefSeq names its product laminin subunit alpha-1-like. Lineage: Eukaryota; Metazoa; Arthropoda; Insecta; Diptera; Culicidae. The transcript has 3 exons. Bases 63 to 1211 code for a protein of 382 amino acids. The record is from RefSeq and is a predicted model, not a curated record.
ACUUAGUUAAACGAUUAGUUGAUCGCCAGACGCAGCAAAGUGCAGUGCGCUUAGUAAUAAUCAUGAGGGAUUUGUUUGUUACAUUACUGGGAUUAUUCACCUUGUUUUCAAUAUGUUUGUCAGUGCAUGUCACUGAUUUGGAAGAUGCUUCGCAGGAAUACGAUACUUUUAAUGUGGAGGUAAAGGAGGGGAAAAAAUUGAAACUCUUGUUUCGCCACGGACAGCACAUCUUACGUAACCCGAAGUGGUAUUUCAAUGGACGACCUAUUCCAAGGACACGUUGCACCUCCAAUUACGGAGAACUGCUGUGUCCUGCAGUAACGCGUAACGAUUCCGGACGGUAUGAUCUAUGGAUAGGCGAUGGUACACGCCACAGUCAAACACGUCUGAUGUUCUCCGCAAACGUCCAAGUCGUGAAGAAUGCUGAUUAUGAUUUUAGCGAAGUGAUUCCACAGCGUGACACAGUUCAGGAGGUUGAUACGUUCAGUCAGGACUACGAAAUUUUGAACGAUUGUUUCUGUUCGGGAGUAACGGGCCGAUGUACAAUUGCAACUGAUCUGUAUCGUACAAGGCACAAAUUUAAGCUCUCAAAUGCAAUCCCCGAAAAAACGUUGCUGUUAGAAGGUGAAACAGCUACGGACUACCUGAAAAUACCCUCAUUUGUUUGGAAUGGGAACCUGAUCACAGCCUAUGGAGGUUAUUUACGAUUCCCAGUAACGGAUGAAUGUUACAUCGAUCGAAGCAAACCCUGCAUACUACUGUUCGACAAACGGAACAGACACCGUGCUAUAGGAUUCUUUUUGCCACCGUCACACGACCAGAAACAGGUGCAAGUGCUCAUGAAGGAAACGAACUGGCGACUGGUGCCGGCAUAUUAUGAACGCGGCGAUCGGAUACCAGAAGAUGAGAUUAACAAAUUUAUCUUUAUGAGUACUCUCAGCCACAUAAACGAUGUGUAUAUUCGUGGAAGGUAUAGGAUGCCUGAUGAAAAUAACGUACUCACCAUCGAUAUGGCAACUGUGUACAACGAUGGUUUGGGGAAGGUGACUACUGUCGAGGAUUGUGCCUGUCAUCCUGGGUAUGGUGGAUUGUCGUGUGAACGUUGCAACAAGGGAUAUAUCCGGGUGUAUGAAUCGGUCAACACAGAUGGAAUGUGCUUAAGUAUAUCGGAGCUUUGGAAGUUACAUAAAAACAAGUACUCGUUGGAAUGAUAUAUAUAUAUUCGCAGUCUUCGGGGCAUUUCGUUGUUAAAUAUAUACUCAUACAAUGUAAAAGCAUAUUGAAAACCGAAUAAAGUUAUAUGCAUA